Messenger RNA from Boleophthalmus pectinirostris (great blue-spotted mudskipper), 3684 nucleotides. RefSeq names its product PR domain containing 4 (gene prdm4). The record is from RefSeq and is a predicted model, not a curated record. Bases 220 to 2787 code for a protein of 855 amino acids. Gene Ontology annotation, molecular function: DNA-binding transcription factor activity, RNA polymerase II-specific; histone deacetylase binding; RNA polymerase II cis-regulatory region sequence-specific DNA binding. Gene Ontology annotation, biological process: regulation of transcription by RNA polymerase II; cell fate commitment. The transcript has 12 exons. Gene Ontology annotation, cellular component: nucleus; cytoplasm. Lineage: Eukaryota; Metazoa; Chordata; Actinopteri; Gobiiformes; Gobiidae.
CGCGAGUCUUUGCGCAUGCGCACCAGGCAAACCAUCAUGGCCCCGUUCAGGGAGGUUUUGUGCAGAAAUUUUGUUGUUUUCAGUCUCAUUUUUGUUCAUUUUUCCGCGGAUUUAGCGUCCGGACUUGAGCACAUGUCCCGAUCACGAUGACGGGCUUUUGUUACACACGACUGACGAUUACUGAAACUCUGCUGUCAGACAUUGUUGAAUAAAUCCAGGAUGAAUGACAUGAAUUUGAGUCCAGUGGGCAUGGACCAGCUCAAUGUGCCCUCAGUCAGUGCCAGUCAUCUUGGUCUGCCCACUUCGCCCACACACAACCCUAUACCCACUCCAGGCAUGCCUGUUGCCAUCCCCAGCCUGGGUCCCUCUCUGGGCUCUCUCCCCUCUGCUUUGUCACUGAUGCUGCCCAUGGGUCCCCUGGGUGACAGAGGAGUGAUGUGUGGUUUACCUGAGAGGAACUACUCCCUGCCCCCUCCUCCUUAUCCUCAUCUGGAGAGCAACUACUUCCGCCAUAUACUUCCAGGUAUCCUGUCAUAUCUGGCUGACCGCCCUCCCCCUCAGUACAUUCAUCCCAGCAGCCUUAACAUGGAUGGACCUCUAUCUGUGGCCAGCAAUAACCCCUCUGGGCUGGACCCUUACAGUGCCCCUGGUGGACCUCUUGAGCAGGGCCUGGUGCCUAUGGACUCCCGACAAGUCAGUACCCAGGCAGACCUCCACCAAACAGGCCACGAACUCACCUCUACAGCUUUAGGCAUUGUGUCCAGGGUUAGUAGUCCCAUGUCAGACCGAAUGGGAGAGGAAUUGACUUCAAUGGAAGUAGGUGUAGUUUCUGUGUCCGAUACGCAACAGCAGCUUGGAGGAGGGAGACAGCCUCAACCACACGAAGGGUUAACAGGAGUGGACUCAUCUGGUGGUGUAAUCCCUCUCCAUGGGCCACCGGUGCUUGAGCUGCCCGAAGUGAUGGAGCCAGACCACAUGGGAGGCAGAGUGGGCACCACAGGGGAGCAGCUUCACCCAAAUGGGGAGAUGAACUCGGGUGUGGUUAGCGUGGUGCUCACUGGGUCCAUGGGCAGUCAGGGGCAGCUGGAGCCAGUGUCUCUGCAUGGGCACAUAGGGAUGGGACUGGAGGCUGUCAAUGUAUCACCGAUCACUGCGGAAGUGUCACUAGAACCAGAAAACAACCUGGUGCUGGUGAACUCCACGCUGCAGCUGGAAGACUCUACCUCGAAUAAAGAAAACAUGGUCACUACCUUCUCUAUAUGGUGCACACUGUGUGAGCGCUCCUAUACCUCAGACUGUCCAGAACAUGGACCAGUCACCUUCAUCCCUGAUUCUCCCAUUCAGACCCGAGCUCGCCUCUCUCUGCCCCGCCCACUGUGCCUGCGCAUCUCUGUCACUGAGGAACCUCUAGGAGUUUUUGCACGAGACAUCAUAGCUCCAAGAACCUGUUUUGGACCGAUGGUUGGGCAGCACUGCAGUAAUGCAGACCUCUCGGAUUGGCCAGAAAAAGACACACCACAGCUAUGGAAGAUGUACCAUAACAAUGUGCUGGAGUUCUACAUUGUAACAACAGAUGAAAACGAAUGCAACUGGAUGAUGUUUGUCCGAAAAGCAAGAACUCUUGAGGAGCAGAAUCUGGUCGCUUAUCCAUCCAAGGGCAAACUGUUCUUCUGCACCACCACAGAAAUCCACCCAGACCAAGAGUUACUUUUCUACUACAGUCGGGACUACUGUAGACUUUUAGGAGUUCCCCAGGUUCCUGAAGGACAGCUCUGCCAGUGUGGAAAAGAGUGCUCAUCUUUCACUGAGCUCAAGUCUCAUUUAAACAAUCAUAACCAGCCCGCCCACAACCACAGCCCGUCACAGCAAGACCACCCGCCCCCUCCUCCUCCUCCACCUCAACAAAUGGACCAAACAUCACAACAGCAGCACCCUCACCAUGACGACAAACUCACCAAUGGGGCGUCCAGUUCCUCCUCUUCACCCUGGUCCAGCCACCCGCACAACCAAACUAAUAAUGAUAAUAACAGUACAGAGGACAACAGCAAUGGUAUUUCCAGUAAUAACACUACAGCGAAAGGAAAAGGCCAGGGGCAAACAAGAGAGAAGAAGUUUAAGUGCAGUAUGUGCUCCAGAGCUUUUAUAACUUCUACUAAACUCAAUGUGCACUUCAUGGGACACGUGGGGAUGAAGCCUCACAAGUGUGAAUACUGCAGUAAAGCGUUUAGUGAUCCGAGCAACCUCCGAAUGCACCUCAAGAUCCACACAGGUCAAAAGAACUACAAAUGCACAGUUUGUGAGAAGUCGUUCACACAGAAGUCCCACGUGGCCUCUCACAUGUUGAUCCACACCGGAGCAGAGAAACUCAAGUGUGACCUGUGUGACCGAACCUUCAUCAGGAAACAUGACCUCAAGCAGCACAUGUUCUCACACACACAUGAACGCCGGAUCCAAUGCCCUAAAUGCAACAAACACUUUCUUAAGACAAACCAUCUUAAAAAACAUAUGAACUCCCACGAGGGCCGCAGGGACUUUGUUUGUGAAAAAUGUCAUAAAGCUUUUCUCACCAAAUACCACCUCACAAGACACCUCAAGAUCUGCAAAGGACCCAAGACUGAACGGACAUCACGAAAAGAACGUGUGGACGGAGAGGAUGAGGAAGAAGAGGAGGAAGAUGACAGCAGUGGAAGAGGAGAGGCUGAAAGACUAGACUCUGUCAGUAAUGAAGCUUGCAGUUUAGAUGCUGCAGGAUAUAACUCUGAAAAAUCAUUAUCUCCUCCACACUGAGAAACACAGUGCCUCGUCUUUGAAGUAUUUUUGAGUAUUAUUUAACAAAUAUUGGUCUGUAAAAGGUCGGGCUGGACAAAAUAUUAUAUAUCAUAUUGUUCAAUCACAGGACAAAUUCUACAUGGAGAUUGGGGCAUUCGUCACCAUAUUUGAUCUAUCAAACUAUUGCUUUUUAUGUAUGAUAACAGGAAAGUUAGGAGAGUUAUAAACUCAUUUAAGACCUAAAAGGUCAAAAUUAAAUUAAAACAGAUUUAAUACUGAUAUUUGCUGACAUUUAUGGAUAUUUCCUUUGGAGUUUAUGUUUUUUUACAUUAACAGGUAGAACCAAUAUAGCGGCAGAAGGAAAAAAAGACCUUGAUUUUUUAUUUAAAAAAUUACAGAAAAUAAUAAAAUAAAUAAAAAUUACCUUCAACAUUCAUAAACAAGACAGACUUUUAAUCAUUGCCAUUUAACACAAAAAACCAAACCACUUAACAGUAAACAUCAGAAUUGACUGAAUCCCUUCUUGAUUCGAAUUUGAUUGUCCAGCCCUAGUAAAAGUUUUAUAAGCUCUCUCUUCCUUUUCUCUGUUUUAAAGUUACUGCUGUGAUAGAUUGGGUAUUACAUGAUAAACUACAAUAACGUUAUCCAAAACAAAUUUCCUCAGAUGUACUUUUUGUAAUAUGCUUUUUGUAAACAUAAGUGUAUGGGAUUCUCUGUGAUCAAGAUGACUUCAAUCCAGCAACAAUAUCUAACUGAUGCUAUUAUCUUGCCAUAAUGGUCUUGUUAAUUUAUAUUUUUGUACUGAAAUAUUUUGUGAACAGAAGAUGAUGUUUAAAUUAAUAUGUUAAUCAUGUUCAUUAAGUAAUUCUCUGAAGACUGGCCUUUUGUGGAUUUAUUAAAGGCUAUUUUAUUCAA